Molecule: messenger RNA, 3219 nt
Organism: Onychostruthus taczanowskii (white-rumped snowfinch)
Lineage: Eukaryota; Metazoa; Chordata; Aves; Passeriformes; Passeridae
Product: antigen WC1.1-like
Exons: 15
Cellular component (GO): membrane
Source: RefSeq, a predicted model, not a curated record
AUGGCAACAAAAGGACUUCUUUCUGCUCCAGUACUGUGGUUGAUUCUUCUCUCCAUUCAGGUCUCCCUGGGCACUGAUGAACUGAGGCUGUCUAAUGGAACUGGCCCCUGCUCUGGGAGAGUGGAAGUAAAACAUGAGGAUCAGUGGGGAACCGUGUGUGAUGGUGACUGGACCAUAAAGGAUGCUGAGGUUGUCUGUAAGCAACUACAAUGUGGAUCUGCUGUUAAGGCCCUGAAUCGAGCUCCUUUUGGACAAGGAACUGGACCAACGUGGUUGUACCGAGUUGAUUGCCAUGGUGAUGAAUCUGCUCUCUGGAACUGCUCGCAUACAGGAUGGGGUGCUUUUACCUGCCCUCAUUACUUUGAUAUUGGAGUGAUCUGCUCAGGUUUCUCUGAUAUGCGUCUGACUGGAGGGGACACUGCCUGCUCAGGACAUCUGAAAGUAAAGAAAGAAGAAACUUGGGCCACUGUCUGUUUCUCACACAUUGAUUUCAAAACUGCCUCUGUUAUAUGUAAUGAGUUAAAGUGUGGCCAGGCUGUGGAUACCUUGAGAGGAAAUCACUUUGGAGACAGAUAUGAACUGAUCUGGCAAGAAGAGUUUCACUGUGUAGGGAAUGAGACUCACCUUGCAGACUGUCCCAGGAGCAUGCACCACACUAACACAUGCUCUCAUGAUGCCACUGUUGUGUGUUCAGGCUACGGUGGGUACAGGCUGGCAAACGGCAAUACCACGUGUUCAGGGAGAGUAGAGCUUCUUCACGGAGGCACAUGGGGAACCCUCUGUGACUACCUGUGGGAUUUACCAGCUGCCAAUAUCCUCUGCCAGCAGCUAGACUGUGGAGUUGCACUACUGAUCCCAAGUGGACAGUCCUUUGGGGAAGGAAAUGGAUCUGUCUGGAAUGCCACAUUCAGUUGCCAGAAGAAUGGCUCACUCCUGAGAGAGUGUCCUGUGCGUGCUCUAGGUCAGGAUGAAUGCCCUGCUGGAAAAGAAGCUCAUGUGGUGUGUUCAGGGUGUCCAGGGGGUAGGCUGGUGAAUGGCACUACGUGCUCUGGCACAGUGGAGAUCCGCCAUGGAGACACGUGGGGAAAACUCUGCCACUCCCACUGGAAUUUGCAAGCUGCCAAUGUUCUCUGCCAUCAGCUGAACUGUGGGUAUGCAAAAUCAAUCCAGAUGGAAGACAGUUUUGUGGAUGGAAAUGGGCCUAUAUGGAGAGAUGCUUUUCACUGUAAAGGGACAGAGUCCUGUCUCUGGGAUUGUGUUCAAGUGACUUUGGGCAAUCCAACCUGUUCAGCCAAAGAAGCAGCCACUGUAACUUGCUCAGGUCUUGCUGAAUCACUCAGACUCUCAGGGGGUGAGAGCCGCUGUGGUGGGCGAGUUGAGAUCUCCCUCCAUGGGGUGUGGAGCAGGGUCCUGGAUGACGACUGGGACAUUAGGGAUGCCCAUGUGGUAUGCCGACAGCUCCAGUGUGGAACUGCCGAGAAAGCCUAUUACCUUCCAAAGUCUGAGCGAGGCACGGGUCUUGUUGGCCUAAGGAGCGUCCAGUGCACUGGAAAUGAGACUCAGCUGAUGCUCUGCAACACCUCCCAUUAUCAGACAGUGCCAACAGGAGUUUCAGAAGAUGUUGGUGUGAUUUGUUCGGGAAGCAGACAGAUGAGGCUGGUGAAUGGAACAAACCGCUGUGCUGGAAGAGUAGAGCUUUAUCAUCAUGGCAUCUGGGGCACCAUCUGUGAUGAUAACUGGGAUCUAUCAGAUGCCAAUGUUGUUUGCAAACAGCUUGGAUGUGGGCAUGCCAUCGAGGCAUUUGUAUCUGCCCAUUAUGGCGAAGGGUCAGGGCAGAUCUGGCUGGAUGAUGUGAAUUGCACUGGGGUUGAAUCUGAUCUCUGGUCAUGUCCCUCUAGGGCGUGGGGCCAGCACAACUGCCAACACAAAGAGGAUGCUGGCGUCCUGUGCUCAGAUUUCCUGGCUCUGAGGCUGGUGAAUGGCAAUGAUUGUGCUGGGCGUGUAGAAGUUUUCUACAACGGGACGUGGGGGAGCGUUUGUUCCAAUCGCAUGUCCCUGCUCACCGCAGUAACCAUGUGCAAGCACCUGGGCUGCGGAGACGGAGGAGGAAUAGCCACGGACUCCCAAUACGGCAGAGGGUCUGGGCCCACGUGGCUGGACCACAUUGAGUGCACUGAGCAGCACAGCUCGCUCUGGCAAUGUCAGUCAGACUCCUGGCAUCCUCAGUCGUGCACUAACCGAGCUGAAGAGACCCACAUUACUUGCACUGGAAGAAAAGAGGCAACAUCUCCAGCUGCAUUUGCUGAGUGUCCAAACUCCACAAGUUGUUCAGACAGGGAGAAGUUACGAGUCAUGGGAGGAGAGAAUGAAUGUUCAGGCAGAGUGGAGAUGUGGCACCAAGGUUCCUGGGGAACAAUCUGUGAUGACUCCUGGGACGUGGCAGAUGCCAAUGUUGUAUGCAGGCAGCUGGGCUGUGGAUCUGCUGUGUCUGCUCUGAGUGAGGCUGCCUUUGGGGAAGGGACUGGUCCCAUCUGGUUGGAGAAGGUGCACUGUAAAGGAACAGAGCUGUCUCUUUGGGACUGUCCAGCCAAGCCUUUGUUUGGCAAAAACUGUGAUCAUAAGGAAGAUGCUGGUGUGAAUUGCUCUGGUGUGACAGAAACAACAGCAUCACCCACGAGAGCAGAUCGUCCCCGCCGCCCUGCCACAGGCAGUAUGAGACUUUCAGUGCCUGUCAUCCUCUGCAUUGUCCUGGGGACCCUUCUCUGCCUGGUCCUUGCCAUUCUUGCUGGGCAGAUCCAACAUGCCAGGGCACAGCAGAGAGGUGGACUAUCCUAUGACCCCUUCUCCGAGGCUGUCUAUGAAGAGAUUGAUUAUAACCUGAUGAGGGAAAAGCAGGGCGUGACUUUCCUCUCAGGUCUGUGUGUCUCAAAACCAAAGGAACAGUUUUAUAGAACAGACAGUGAUGAAGAAAAUGGUCCUGGAGCAACACAAGAGGCCUCUCCACUGCCUGAAAAUGCCCUGGAAGAUGGUUAUGAUGAUGCAACAGAAGCUCCUGGACCUAGAGAUGCUUCUCUUUCUGAGCAGAAUGAACAGGAAAUCAUUGGGAUCCCUGGAGAAAGUGACAGAAACAAGGAUUCCCAGACAGGUGAGGCUGGAUGAGCAGUGCUGUUCUGUUCUUACAUCCAGCUAAUCUAUACCUCUUCUCUGCUUUCCUUAUAG